Molecule: messenger RNA, 804 nt
Organism: Octodon degus (degu)
Lineage: Eukaryota; Metazoa; Chordata; Mammalia; Rodentia; Octodontidae
Gene: Cetn2
Product: centrin 2
Exons: 5
Coding region: 313-804 (163 amino acids)
Biological process (GO): mitotic cell cycle; centriole replication; nucleotide-excision repair
Cellular component (GO): centriole; centrosome
Molecular function (GO): calcium ion binding
Source: RefSeq, a predicted model, not a curated record
CUCCCCCAGCUGGCGCCUCGCCGGCUCCUUUGGCCUUCCCCAAACACCCUCCCCGAUCACUCGCCUUGUACAAAGAGAUCUCAGGUUCUCCGUGGGUCCCGAUCCCUCGCAGACCCUGGCCAACAGGCCCCCACACUGCCAGUUUUCGCGUGGAGCUGGGAGAUUUAUUGUGUUGAUAGUUAAAGUACAUUUUGCAGUUUUAGCCAGGGGCAUUCAGGAGCUGCUUCUUGGUGGAAGGAAGCACCAAGGUGCUGAAUCGAUUGGCUUUUAUUACGCCAUACUGAACGAGCCUCCAAUUUUAAAAAGGCAAACAUGGCGUCAAGUGCUCCCAGAAAAAGGAUGAGUCCUAAGCCAGAGCUGACUGAAGAGCAGAAACAGGAAAUCCGGGAAGCUUUUGAUCUCUUUGAUGCAGAUGGGACUGGGACCAUCGAUGUAAAGGAACUAAAGGUGGCAAUGAGAGCGCUGGGCUUUGAGCCCAGGAAAGAAGAAAUCCAGAAAAUGAUCAGCGAAAUUGACAAGGAGGGGACAGGCAAAAUGAACUUCAGCGACUUUCUGACUGUGAUGACUCAGAAAAUGUCUGAGAAAGAUACCAAGGAAGAAAUCCUGAAAGCUUUCAAGCUCUUCGAUGAUGAUGAGACCGGAACAAUAUCGUUCAGAAAUCUGAAGCGCGUGGCCAAGGAGCUGGGCGAGAACCUGACCGAUGAGGAGCUGCAGGAGAUGAUUGAUGAAGCCGACCGAGAUGGAGACGGCGAGGUCAACGAGCAGGAGUUCCUGCGCAUCAUGAAAAAGACCAGCCUCUAUUGA